AUCACAGAGAGAAAAAGUAGGAGAGUGAGAAAAUGAAGGCAACCAAGGUGGUACUAUUCCCCACUCCCGGCGCCGGCCAUCUCGUCGCCAUGGUCGAGCUUGCCAAGCAGAUUCUCCACCAUUCCGGCCACACCCUAUCCAUUACCAUCCUCCAGAUCCACCCCCCUUCCACCUCGCCGCUCAACUCCUCCAAUACCUCCACCCACGUCCAGGACGUCGCCGCCUCCGGUCUCGACAUCGACUUCGUGGAGCUCCCACCCUCCGAUCACGACCCAGAAGGUGAGGGCGUGAUGCAGACCCUAAGCUACAUAGAGUCACAGAACCCUGCCCUUUCGACGACUCUAACAUCCAUUUCAGCCGAAACCACCGUUUCCGCCAUUGUCCUGGACAUGUUCUGCGUCGGCGUGGCCGGCGUCCCCGCCGAGUUGGGCAUCCCCACUUACGUCCUCUACACCUCCGGCGCCGCCAUGCUGACCACCUUUCUAUACUUGCGAACGCUGGACAUGACAUAUGACUGUGAUUUCAGAGAAUUGAAGGCGUUGAUCCACAUACCCGGCCGGUCUCCGGUUCCUGCUUCGGCCCUGCCGAUUCCUCUUCAGGAGAAGCAAUCCCCGAGCUACCAAUGGUUUAUGAAGGCAGCAGAGCUGUACUCGAAGCUGGACGGGUUACUCGUGAAUACCUUCGAAGGUCUGCAGCCCACACCCAUCAAAGCUUUAACCGAUGGGCUAUGCACGCCAGGGAGCAGAACCCCUCCCAUUUACCCAGUGGGACCCUUGCUCGGCCUGCGACUCGAGUCGCCGGAGCACGAUUGCAUCAAGUGGCUCGAUCGGCAGCCGCAGUCGUCGGUGGUGUUCAUGUGCUUCGGCAGCAUGGGAGCAUUAUCGCCGGAGCAGAUCGCCGAGAUCGCAUGCGGGCUAGAAAGCAGCGGGCAGCGGUUCCUGUGGUCGAUUCGCAUUCGGCCAAGUGGCGCCCCGCGGUUCUCGGAGCCCGAGGACGUGGACCCGAGGGAGGUGCUUCCGGAGGGCUUCUUGGAACGGACCAAGGAGAAGGGACUAGUGUGGCCUAGGUGGGCGCCGCAAGUGGCGAUCCUGUCGCACCCGGCCGUCGGGGGUUUCGUGUCGCACUGCGGAUGGAACUCGACGCUGGAGAGCGUGUGGUUCGGCGUGCCGAUGAUCGCGUGGCCGCUCUACGCCGAGCAAAGCAUGAACGCCUACGAGCUGGUGAAUGACUUGGGGCUGAGCUUGGGAGUAUUCAUGAAAGAAGAAGGUGGUGGAUUACGCAUGAAAGAAGAAGGUGGUGGGCUGGUGAAGGGCGAAGAACUGGAGAAGGCAGUGUGGAGCUUGAUGGAAGGCGAGGAAGGGAAGAAGGUGAGGGAGAAGAUGAAGGAGGCGAAGAACAUGGCAAGAAAGGCAGUCGAAGAAGGAGGCUCGUCGUAUUCGGCUCUGGCUUCGUUGGUUCAGGAAUGGACCAAAGGCCAUUGA
Molecule: messenger RNA, 1481 nt
Organism: Nymphaea colorata (pocket water lily)
Lineage: Eukaryota; Viridiplantae; Streptophyta; Magnoliopsida; Nymphaeales; Nymphaeaceae
Product: UDP-glycosyltransferase 88B1-like
Exons: 1
Coding region: 33-1481 (482 amino acids)
Molecular function (GO): UDP-glycosyltransferase activity
Source: RefSeq, a predicted model, not a curated record